This is a messenger RNA of Chinchilla lanigera (long-tailed chinchilla), 1611 nucleotides long. Its product is annotated as carbohydrate sulfotransferase 6. Gene Ontology annotation, molecular function: N-acetylglucosamine 6-O-sulfotransferase activity. NCBI's taxonomy places the organism in Eukaryota, Metazoa, Chordata, Mammalia, Rodentia, Chinchillidae. The coding region runs from base 13 to 1512 and encodes 499 amino acids. The record is from RefSeq and is a predicted model, not a curated record. The transcript has 2 exons. Gene Ontology annotation, biological process: keratan sulfate proteoglycan biosynthetic process; N-acetylglucosamine metabolic process; carbohydrate metabolic process. Gene Ontology annotation, cellular component: Golgi membrane.
CGAGGGAGAGGGAUGGAAGGAGGGGAGGGCGGGGAGGGCAGGGGUUGCGCACACUUCUCCGAGUUACUCACCGGCAGCCCCGCUCUGCCAAGGCGCUGCCAAGGACCUUGGAGCUUUUGUCAGCUCCCUGGCAGAGGUCCCCUGGUCCAGCCCCAAGUCAAUGUGAGUUUUCAGCGGGAUCCACAAAGCAUGUGGGAGCCGCAGCCUGGAAAGUUACAGCUGUGUCUGGCGAACGUCAGUUAUUUUCAGAUCAGAGCUUGGUGGCUUCUGAACCUAAACCACACAGCGGGAGUUGCGAGAGGAAAAAAGGCCCCGGCCGGCGGCAUGCGGCUCCCACGCCUGUCCAGCUCCGCGGUGACCGUGCUUCUGCUGGCGCAGACGUGCCUCCUGCUCUUCCUGCUCUCGCGGCCUGGACCCUCGUCCCCAGCCGGCGGCGGGGCGCGCGUGCACGUGCUGGUGCUGUCCUCCUGGCGCUCGGGCUCCUCGUUCGUGGGCCAGCUCUUCAGCCAGCACCCGGACGUCUUCUACCUGAUGGAGCCCGCGUGGCACGUGUGGGCCGCCCUGCCGCGGGGCAGUGCGCCCGCGCUGCACAUGGCCGUGCGCGACCUGGUGCGCUCCGUGUUCCUGUGCGACAUGGACGUGUUCGACGCCUACCUGCCGUGGCGCCGCAACCUGUCCGACCUCUUCCAGUGGGCGGUGAGCCGCGCGCUGUGCUCGCCGCCCGCCUGCAGCGCCUUCAGCCGCGACGCCAUCAGCAGCGAGGCGGUGUGCAAGCCGCUGUGCGCGCGGCGGCCCUUCGCGCUGGCGCAGGAGGCCUGCCGCUCCUACAGCCACGUGGUGCUCAAGGAGGUGCGCUUCUUCAACCUGCAGGUGCUCUACCCGCUGCUCAUGGACCCCCUGCUCAACCUGCACAUCGUGCACCUGGUGCGCGACCCGCGCGCCGUGCUGCGCUCCCGGGAGCAGACGGCCAAGGCGCUGGCGCGCGACAACGGCAUCGUGCUGGGCACCAACGGCACGUGGGUGGAGGCCGACCCCCGCCUGCGCGUGGUGGGCGAGGUGUGCCGCAGCCACGUCCGCAUCGCCGACGCCGCGCUCAGCAAGCCGCCGCCCUUCCUGCGCGGCCGCUACCUCCUGGUGCGCUUCGAGGACCUGGCUCGGAACCCGCUGGCCGAGAUCCGAACGCUCUACGCCUUCACCGGCCUCAGCCUCUCGCCGCAGCUCGAGGCCUGGAUCCUCAACAUCACGCACGGCGUUGGGCCCGGCGCGCGCCGCGAGGCCUUCAAGACCACCUCCAGGGACGCGCUCAACGUGUCGCAGGCCUGGCGCCACGCGCUGCCCUUCUCCAAGAUCCGCCGCGUGCAGGAGCUGUGCUCCGGCGCCCUGCGGCUGCUGCGCUACAGGCCGGUGUUCUCUGAGGACGAGCAGCGGGACCUCACUCUGGACCUGGUGCUGCCCCGAGGCCCAAGCAGCUUCAAGUGGGCCUCGUCCACGGACGCGCAGCCCAGGCCUUAGCAAGGUCCCCAGUGGCGGCCCGGGAGGAGUGUGUGACAGGAAGCGGGCGGCAGGGCACGUGAGGAAGCCAACCAGCCAGCAGGGAACCACAGUGUGAGG